Messenger RNA from Vigna unguiculata (cowpea), 1362 nucleotides. Its product is annotated as QWRF motif-containing protein 3-like. Gene Ontology annotation, cellular component: nuclear microtubule; cytoplasm. Gene Ontology annotation, molecular function: microtubule binding. Gene Ontology annotation, biological process: spindle assembly. The record is from RefSeq and is a predicted model, not a curated record. Lineage: Eukaryota; Viridiplantae; Streptophyta; Magnoliopsida; Fabales; Fabaceae.
AUGAAGAGCGAUUCCAAUGGCUCUGUCUCUCCUUAUUCUCCCAAACCCAGAACCCGUUUUGUCAGUUCCCGGUUCAUGUCUUCAAACUCGACUGCUUCGCCUGAACCUGGUUCAGGCUCCCCGCUCGGCCGGUUCAACCGCUUGGCGAGGAAAGACUCCACCACUCUCGCGGAUCACAUUGGCAACGAGAGGCUCAAAGAAAGGGAAGAACAGCACCACCAUCAGAAUCAGAAACCCACAAACAGAACAGGCUCUGUUUUUUCUGCUCUCACGAAACAGAGAAGUUGCAGGGAGUUCAGAAACAACACCAAUGGCUAUGGCUUAGAAGAAAACAAUCAAGAUCGAGAUCGAGACGUUGUUGGUAGGACCACGAAGAAUGGUGUAUCAGGAAAAUCUUCUCCUUCUCCUUCUCCUGUGGUGAAGAAAGCAAGUUCUUAUCUUGAUCCUGCGAGACACUCUCUGGAUGAAAAUACCUUUAAGGGAAAUUUUCUCUGUGCUAAGAACUCAAUUGAUUCAGAAUCUGAAAAUACGAGUUUGGAUUCUGUUCCUCUGCAGAGAACACUGAGUUCGAGGAAAUUGGGUAGGGAGGUUUCUUCUAAGUACAUGGCAGCGUGUGGCAGAAGAGGGGAAGCUUCUGAUUCUGACCCUUUGUCUUUUGAUGAUUCAUGGAUGAUGAAGAAGUAUAUCACACAGAAAGCGGUGAAGAAGGCUAAUUCGCUUAUUGGGUACAUGAGUUCCAAGUCUCAGUGGGCACUGUCUCCGGGAAGAUCAGGAUCACCACCUUUGUCUUUCGAAAGCAAGGAUAAGCCAUUGUCGUUUUCCAGCUUGAAACCUCCACACAAGAGAGUGGAGAAGAUUCUGAGCAUGGGUUUGGAUCUCUUUAGGACUAAGAAAUCCUUUUCUACUACUGAGGUGGUUCAUCAGUUGCGUUUGCUUCAUAACCGUUUGAUUCAAUGGCGGUUCGCAAAUGCUAGAGCUCAUACUGUGAAUCAGUCCAUGUCUCUUCAGGCUGAGAGCAAUUUGAUAAAUGUUUCGGAUGGUUUAACCAAGUUGCGGCAUUCGGUGAUGCAAAAGAAGAUACAGGUUGAGAGAGAAAAACUCAAGAUGAAGCUAAAUUUUGUAUUGCAUUCUCAGAUGAAGUUGUUGGAAACGUGGGUAUGUAUGGAGAGACAACAUCUAGGUGCAAUUACCACACUGAAAGAGUGUUUGCAUUAUGUUAUAUGCAAAGUUCCUCUAUUGGAAGGGGCAAAGGUGGAUAUACAAUUGGCAUCAAUUGCUCAGCGUUAUGCAUCUGAUCUAACAGAUUCUAUUAUGUCAGUUUUAUCUGGUUUUUCACCUUUGGUAUGUUUGGUAACACACUGA